AUGAUCAUGAUGGAACCAUCCAAUGCGGUGAUCGCUUUUCUCAUCACCGUGGCCUGCGUUUCAGCGACCGUCGUUCCCGGAAAACGUAAGUAUAUGGUUUGUUUGUUUUUUUUUUUUAUACAUUCAACGAUUUCGUUACCGUUAAUUUUAUUGUUAUCGUCGGCUAAGGAAACGGAUAAAAAAAACAAAUAAAAUUUAAAAAAAAUUAUUAAUUUUUUCACGAGCAAUAUUUUAACAUUUAUUUUACGAAAUAAAAUUGAAAUUUACGAACUCGAUUAAUAACAACAAUAACGUAGUAACGAUUUCACAAGGAUGUGCAACAAACAUUUGGGUUUUUACUUUUUUUUUUUUUUACACGGUGAAAUAUUAAAAUAUUAAUACAAUAAUAUUACUACUACUACUACUACUAUUACUACUCAUACUAUUAUGAGGGUUGUUUGGCGGUGAUAUGAAUAUUGUUGAUUAAAAGUCGCUUAUAUAUAGAUUCAGCGUGUAGAUGUAAUAUAUAAUUAAUAAGUAUAUUACGGGGUAUAUUAUAUAUUGGUAUAUCGCAGUAAAAAAUCGAUUAGAAAAAAACAAAAUCGCCGGUAAAAUAAUACAAUUUUAUACAUUUUUUUCGUUUUUCUCGAAUGGAGAAAAGGAGUUGGACAAUUUCAGAAAGCGUACGAAAGAAGUAAUUAAUUUUUUGACGAAACAUUGUCAAUUAUAUUAAACAUUGCGGUUAAAAAAAAAAAAAAAUAUUAUACACCAUAAAUUAUAUUACUGGGUAAUCGUUUAUUACUACCGUUAAACUUGAAUUCUGGGAACAUUAUAAUAUAUAUAAAUAAAACAAUAUAUAGUUUAUAACAAAAGUGUAUAGAGUAUAAGUAGGUAUAUGGCGGUUAAAGAUCGAUUAAAAAAAAAUAAUAAAAAAAUACCGUCCGGCAAUUAUAUAGGUAAAUCACCCGUCAUUUUGUUAUAAUAUGCAUAUUUAGUUCUCUGUACCGUCGCCCUCCCCACCCCACGUACAAAUAAACUUGGGAGUUAUCGUUUUUUUUUUUUAUUAGUUUUGCGUGCUUGUCCCGAGUUCUCACUGCGUUUUUUAAGAGAUAACAUAUGGUUUUUGUCAUCACGAAAACAAUGUGUAUUGUAUAAGAAUCAUUUUUUACGAUGAACCUUCGACGGUCGAUUAUCGUUUUAAUUCGUUUUCCUCCUCCCCGUUUCUACCGAUUCGGUAUAAAUUCAACGUAAUUGCUCUAAUUAUCUCGCGCCCCUGCGACUAGAUCAAUUUAAAAAUACCACUCCUCGGUCUCCUAAUUUCGCUUAACCCGACUAAAACCCAUUAACGUUUCGAUUUCCUCGAGUGAAACCGUCCACUCCGUUAAAAUAAUACAUUUAAUAACACGAAUAUAACGUAUAAUAUUAAAUACUAUCGUAAACCUACAAAUAUUAAUUCAUUUAAUAUUUAAUAAUAAAAUGUAAUUAUUUUUACGAUGAUAAACGCUUUUCCCGCACAAUACAAAAAAAAAAAAAUCAAAAAUCAUCAGCACCCGUAGUGUAAAUGAUACCACGAUUACGGUUUCGCAACUAGCUAUAAUAAGAUCUUGGUUCCCGAAGUGUCUUCGAUAAACUGUUGAUAAGAAAAGGCGACUAGCGUUCAUAACGGACGUUCAUAAUAUUAUAGAGUUGGUUCGUGAUUAUCACUAUCACCAUUUACUGCGUCACUGCGUCAGUUCAUUUUACAAUUACUAUACAUAGAUCGUGCCGUAGGACAUUUCUUAUCAGUUAAAAGACGCUUCGAAGGUCUCGUCGUGUAACCAAUAUAUUAUUAUCUUUAAUCGUCUAUGAUACAAAAAUCGUUUGUUAAAAAUAAUAACAACAAUAUAAUAAUAUUAUCACAGCUAUAAUAUAGGCAUCCUUUUCGUUAUUAUCGUGUGCGCGCAGUGUGUAUUGUGGUAUAAAUUUUACACUGCACCGCCGAACAUACGGACGCGUACGAAUAUUAUUACGUGUGUAUAUUAUAAUAAUAUAAUAUAUGUGGCUGAUCGAACGGUAUAUUUUUUUUACAGGUACUUCUGUGUAUAUAUAUAUAUAUAUAUAUAUAUAUAUCAUGAAUAUUAUAACGCUUUUGUGUAAAGUAUAUCCGGUAGGCGGUACGAUUCGGUACGGAAACGUAACCAGAAUCAUCGUAUAAUAAUAUUAUUACUAUCAUUGUAUUGACUGACUAUCGCCCAUAUUAUCAUACGUACCAUAUAAUAUUAUCAUGGUGUAAAAAGCGUACAUAAAAAGCGUGUGUAUAGUCGUGCAAUAAUUAAUAUCAGUAUAACGCUUUUUUUUUUGUCGUAUCGGCCGUAGACGCGAGAUACGGAUUAGAUGUGUUGAAUGGUAGAGGGGUAGGAGGGACCGCAAACGUUUCCCCCGUUAUCAUGUUAACUAUAUAGCUGAUAAAAUAAAUAUAAACAUAAUAUAUUUACGCGCCGCUAACCGAACGCUUUUAGCGCUACCGGUGGUACGAUUUGGCGUUGCAUUGUUUUCAAUUGCUGGACCCCCCCCACCCAUCGCACGUCGCCGGUACGGCCGGUCCGGGCAAGAUAGUGCCCACCCGAUGCGUAUAUACGGGCGGAGGCAAGGGCUCAACUGCUCUCAGUGGCGAUUUUUGAACUUUUUCCUGGGUGGGAGGUCCUUUGAUAUUGACUUACUAAUAUAUUUAACGGACAAAAAAUAUUUACCCAACAUUUAUUAAUUUAUUUCAAUCGACUUAAAUAUUACUUUUUAUAAUUAUACACACGAAUGUACCUACCUAUGCUUUAAUCAACAAAAAAGUUUAAGUUUAAUUUAAAAAUUAUAACACAAAAUCUACUUUCCUUAGUCUAAACUUGGAGAUAAGGGGUUCAGACCUCCACCCUUACAAAACAAACACUGACCGCCUCCCCUCAAAAUUAAUAAUUGUAUUUAGUUUAUUUGAUAUUAUAAUAUUGUAAAAGAUUUUUUUUUCUUACUAAAAACACAUUCGAAUUUAUAACUGAUACAUUUUAUCUAUAAUCGUGUUCUCGCCUUUCAAGAACUUUGAAAGUGUUGUUUGAAAAUCUUUUCAAAGUUCAAAUAUUAACUCAAUUAUACAUCUAUCACAUUUGCAAUGCCAUUGAACAGAUUUCUGCUCGAGCCAAACUACUAGACGGGUAUUGUAAAAUAUAUACGGGGUACAAGACCGUACCUGUGGGGGGGUGUUUGGGGGAUCAACCUCCUUCCAAAAUAUUUCGUGUUAUAUUAUAUUGUGAGAAAAUAACUUUCUCAGUCGAUAAAAUUAGAACACGGCAAAUGUUUAGUUUACAGUCCCCCUUCCCAAUUACUUUCCAGUCAUGGUCAUGUGGGGGGGAGGUUCAGUGGCUACCGUCAACAAGAGCGAACCAGUUAACAGCCACUUCAUGGGUAUGGACAACUAAUAAGUUUCAUUUUAAUAUCAUUUAUAACACUAUAGAGUUCUAAAUACGACUUUCUAAUUAUUCUUAUUGAUAAACCCCACGAAAACAAAGCUCCGAAUCCAGCCACGGGGAAUGUAUCCACGGGGCUCAAAAAAUCCUCCAGUUAUUAUCAUCACAUUAUCUAUACCGUUCCGAUAACGAAUAUGUAACAAUUCUCUUGGAACACACAGUAUUAUUAUAAGUAGGUACUCCGUAUAAUAUUCGCGAGGCCGUAUCUAGGAAGGAGUUUACACCCCCCCCCCCAAAAAAAAAACACCAGAAUAUUUUUCAAAACUAUUUAUUAUUGUUUUCCGCGGAUAAAUAGUAAUUACGUUUGUUACCACUCCCCCCCCCAUCCCUUGAAUAUUUGGUCGUUUAGCUAGCGUCUCUUGAUUAUCUAUAUAAUUAUCGAAUAACGAUAUAUGAACCGAAUAUCUAUUACUAUGGCGGCGACGAGUUCGUAGCCAAUUUAAACGUUUUUCAACAUUUUAUUAAAAUAAUACAAUCGCGUCGAUUUGCAGAUAUGCAUUUUACAUCGAUAAUACCCAUAAUGGGAUAAUAUUGUUAAAUAAUUUCACGCGGUUUUAAAUAAACGUUAAUUUUCGUUUGAAUUCCGACAUAAUCGUAUAAUAUUUUUACGAUACAAUAUGAACUGGCAAAGUAAUUCAGGUUUUUUCUAGAUAACUGACCGUUGUCCCUUGUUUUAUCGUUGGAUUCUCACCGUUUUUCGAAAAAGUUUUCCUGUAUUAAGACGUUUAGAUACGAAUAAUCAUAAUAUUUUUCAAUUUUUUUUCAAUAAUCGAAUAGAAUACAAUUGCAUUCCAUCGGUGACGGAAAACGUUUGCCUUUUUUUUAAUUUUAUUUAUUGAACGAAUAUAAAUUAGGAUUAUCGUGGGGGGGCGAGGAGGGGCUUGAUUAUCUGCCGAUUUAAUAUCAAAUAAUGUAAACAGGAAUUUAUUUAUUUUUUUUUAUUUUUUUUUCAUUUCGGUUUUCGUUUAGUAUUCUAUACCAUUGUAACAAUAAUCGCUAUAAACACGAAUUACAUUAACUAUAUUAUUACGAACAAAUACUAUUUGUAUGUAAAAUUUGUCUUUCUUACGUCUGUUUCCACACUAUAUGAUUCUCUUUCCCCCUCUAGUUUUAAUACUUUGCCUUGUUUUUUUCUUCUUAUAAAUCACGAUUCAGCGAUUUUCUCGUGAAAAAUUGUACGUAAAUUUUAUUUCGGUUUUUUUUUUUCAAUUAAUUAUUUCUACGGAGUGGGUUUUAAGCUUUAUUUUCCGACUGUUUUAAUAGAUUUUAUUCAUACACAUUACACGAUUAGUUAUGUUGAUUUUUUUUUAGUUGAUUUUCAAAUGGCAAAUUCCUGCCCCGUCCUUUUUUCAACAAAGAUUUCGUAUUUAUUUUUUGGAUGAUAACCUGUCCCCAUACUUUAUUCAAAUUUGGUUUGAAAAUGAAAAGUAGAUAUAAUUCGACAUGUUCAUUACUAAAAAACUAUCGUGUUCGUAGAUUUUUCCAUAGUCGCUGGACCGCGAUAACAAAAAAAAGUCGCCCCGUGUUGUUUGUAUUGUAUUAUAUUAUCCCUUUAGGUAAAUAUUUAAAUAUGUUUUCCGUCCUCGGUCUAAAUUAAACUUUUAUGCAAUCGAGAAUAAAAGAGGACAAUAAUAUUGUUAUUUCAACGCCGCCGUCUUAUAAUUCGACCAUAAAGGUUUGAGAGAACUUUUAUUUUCGCCGACAGUGUCAUAUUUUAUUCGUCCAAUUUAUGCAAAUCGAAGAGAUUGGAAACAACGAUAUUAUGGUUAUUCGUUUAAUUACGCAUACAUAAAUUAACGACAAAAUAUAACAAUAAAAAAAGUCAUUUGGGGGGAUGGAUAGUUCACAACUCUAAAUGUGCCCCUAGAUACGGUAAGAGGUAACCAGUGGUGUGUCUAGGAAUUUUUAACAGGAGGGGAUAUAACAAAUAAAAAUCGUAAAAUCAUCUGCUACCCGACUCGACUUUAUGGAAAUUGAUAAUUCAAAAGCUUAAAAAAAGCCAAUUUCUAAUCAAUAGAUUGAAUUUUUCAUCAUAACUUGGCUGAAAUAUAUGCAUUUUGAUAUUAGAUUACUCGUAUCUUAUUGUAUUUUUAGGCCAAUGGGAGGAUAAACCUUUAAACUCCCCCUCCUCUUCUGCACACGCCACUGAACAUGAUAUACGUGAGGUCAAUCAGCAUACUUUUUUCAAUUUCGUUACAGAAUUUGAUGAAAAUCCGAUUUGAACAUUUUUUUUUUUUAAACGGCUUGAUCAUCUCGCGUACACUGUACGCUGAAUUCAAAUCUGGUUUUAGAAUAUUCUUAUUGCUUCGCUAGAACAUCGGUCGACAAAAAAUCCGUUUACAUUCUACUUGAUGCGCAUAAAAUGAUCGCGUUAGACAAUGAUAUUAAAUAUUAUCCAAUCCUCUUUUAAGGACGCCGCAGCCGCGUUUCCUCUCGGUCUAAACUAUGUGGGUGACGUAGCCAAAUAUUAUACGUUACUUAUAACGUAUACAUUGUGGUGUUUAGGUUGGAUAAUUAAUAUUGUAGUGCGAACGCUAAUAACACAAUAUUUAAAGACGAGAAUAUUCUCUCGAGGGCCGUUUACGUAAGCCUUUUCCUGAAAAAAAAAAAAAAAUUCGUAUACAAAAAGUCACAACUAUAUUUAGAAAACAAAGAGGGAUAUAAAAUUUGGAAAUUUUUUCAUAUUAUAUACAACGUGCAGAACUUAUACGCUAAUUUUUAAUUUAUAUUUUUUCGAAUAAUUUACAAUUAAAUCUGCUUGAAAAUUCUUAAUAAAUUAAUAAAUUGAAAUCUAAUAAUAAUUAUAAUAUUGAUACUAAUUAGUAUAAUCACUAUUAGUUUAUAUUUGGUUGUUUUGGUGUUAAUCUUACUUCCUAAAUAUUAUGUAGUGAUAGCGGAUGGUUUCAAUGACGUAAUUUGGAACUUGUUCUAGGGGAGAAGGAUAUGAUAUCUAAAAUCUAGUUACUACGUCUUCGCCAGUAAAGGAGUGUACAAAAAUUAAAAAAACCUCAAUAUUUUAGCUCUGAAUAUAAUAUAUUCACUGUACAAAUUCAAUUAACCGUUUAUAUUGGAAUCUUAAUUCGCGUUUGUUUUUCGUUAUUUUUUUAUUUUUAUCAAGUAUAAGAACAUUUUCGUAUUAACUUUGAAAAAAAAAAUUAAUGAUAUUAGACUGUCUUUUUAAAAAAAAAUUAAAUCAAUAUUUACGAAUCACAACUAUUAUGUCAUAUAAAGUCAAUUUUAAAAUUUAAACUAUAGAUAGCUAUUAUAAACUUCAGACGUUAACAACAAAAAGUCUAGAGGGUUGUCAUAUCUAUAUACAUAUCAAUUUCAUGAAUACUAUCAGCGAAAAGAGUUUACUCUGAAAUUUUAAUUAAAUUUUUAUUUUUAAAGAUUGAUAUCUUUAUUAGGCCACAAGAUUUUAAAUAGAAUAUCAAUAUAUACCUACUUAUUUUUUAAAAACAAAAAAUGGGCUCUAAGGAGUUGUCUCUACUCCAUAUCCUAUCUCCCCCCAAGUAGUUACGCCACUGAUUGGGUUCCGUUUAUAAAUCAGAAAAUAUUCUAUAACACGUUCAGAUCUUUUGAUACAAUGACCCGAUUAUAGGUACCUAUACCAAUAACAUUUUUUUUUUAAAUUUGUCCGACUAAAAAGUGUAAAGAAAUUUGGAUUCAAACAAUACACAACAACAGUUGUAUAAAUAAUAUACACUUAGAAACGGUCAAAGGAUUCUACUUGAAUUCUGGCCUCUUGAAUAAGCCACUGAAACAAAAACUAACAUUGCUAACAAAUAACAUUUUUGCGUUUUAAUUCAAUAAUUUCAACCUAAACGUCGGCCGUGUUGCCCGUCAGACUGACACAGUAGACGAGUGUAUGAAAUCGCCUAGUAAAUUCUGUUAACCGUAUACAAUAUCAUAUUUAUGAUAUUCGUUAUUAUUAAUUCGUACGUGAUAUUACAGUAUUAUUAUUAUUAUUACGUAUGUGCUUGUGUGUAUAACGUCGUGUAUAUAAAUUGUAUAAUGUGUACGUAAAUAUGUUUUUGUUUUUAAUACCGAGUGCAUUGAAAUACUAUUAUGAUAUUAACUACGAAGUUUGUAUGAUAUUGUAUGUACUCCAAAAGAAUAUAGAGUCGGACGCAGCCCCAGCUCAUCACGGAGACGCCCGGAUUGGCAAUACGACGACGAUGUAGACUCCUAUAAAUUGUUCGUUUCGAACUACGACGAUUGGACUUUAUUUGACGACCAAUUCCAGAGUAAGUGUAAUAUAUUAUUUUGCAUUGCACCUGAUAUGAUUAUAAUAUUGUUAUAAAUAUUAGCGUGAUACGCCGCCGCCAAAGUUUCUCGGUCGUGUUUUCGAAUUAUUGUCACACAAACGGUAUAUAUAUAUACAUAUAUGACGAUCGGAUUUCAGGGCCGAUCGAAAUACAAAUAUUUUUUAAUAGGCGCUGCGAUGUAAGGGGGGCGGGGAAGAGGGAAAGAAGAAAAAAAAAGUCACCGUCAAAUCUCGCCACGCGACGAACGUGUUAUUAUAAUGCAUACAAUAUAAUUUUUGUUAUACGAGUAAAGUGGUAAACGCGGCACGUUUCAUCCCCCCCUCCCCGAUUGUGGGGAUUGGUUUUUUUUUGUCUCUCUCGUCGUCCGUUUCCCGGCGGCGUUUUAAUUUAUCAUCGAGAUUAGACCCCGUACACGUUUUUUUAUCCGUAACAUUUUUUUUCUUUUUCUUUUUUAGCGUGUUAUAAUGAGGUAUAACUACGGUUAAAUGCUUAAAAUAUUAUUAAUUAAUAUUAUUUAGUACUACUGCCAGACUAUUUGCGUAUUUUUUACGAUAUUUUUAUUAAGUAGAUAUUCUCAGUGGAUGAAAUUCUUCGACCGAACAGAAAUGCUUGAAAUUGUAACAGAAAAUUCAUACGUGUCGUACUUAGCGGUUAAAAAAUCAAAAAAUUAGUAUAAUAAGUUAUAACUAAUAAUGUAUUUAUUUUUUUUUUUAUAAGAACUUUAAUAUCAAACUUUUGAUGAAAAUCGUAAAUAUUACGGCCUUUCGAAACAUGUAUAGUCAAACUUCGCUCAGAAUCGCUUUUCAUGAGCAAUGAUUAAUUGUUGCGUACAGACGUGCAUUGAAUUCGUAUUAGUACCGGUACAGUCCCGAUUCGCCGCCAUCUAGAUUCUUCGUAAAAUAAUAUUAUUUUAGUAUUUAAAGUAAUACGGAUUUCGGACAUAAAUUACGCCGCUGUCGUAAACGAAAAGCGGGACCGUGGAUGGUCGACACUGACAUGCGGGGGAGGAAAGGUCAAACGUCUAUUUAUGCAGUAUAAUUCUUGAACAAUCACUCCAUCAAUAAAUAGAAGUUGAAAGUUUUUUGGUGAGGUAUACAACAUUUUCUAGAGGGAUAGAACUUUGUCCCCCUCCGUCGUUUUACCACUAUAUAGCUAACCGUAAGUCACCAUAAUAGAAUUAUUAGCCGUAUACUAUAAAAUCGAUAAAUCUUAUUUAGAUGUAAACGUAAUGAUUAUUACGUAUAAAUUAUUAUACAUUGUACGUACUCGUCUCUACAUCAUUGAUUAUUGCUCUCUAGGAAAUCCGGACGAGUAUUAAACACGUGUAGCCGGCUUUAGAUUACAGUAAAAUAUUAUCAUUGUUAUUGGUGUCGGUAGGUACAUAGAGACGAAGAUUAUUAAUUUAUUGUGCGUGGUAAUGACUCGGGCGGUUCGUAUCGACAGGUGUAUUAUCACCGGUACACCGAGUUGUUUGAACUAUGGGGGAGAGGGCAUGAGCGAACGGGAUAAUUUACUUUCCACAGGUUUUAGCGUGUCCCACAAUAAAAUUAAUUAUACGCGGAAACGCUGGUAAAACUCAUUAUUAAUAUCCUGUAUCAAAAUGAAAAAUACCGAUCGUUUUGAAUUUUCGUUUAUUUAAAUUUUUUAUUAUUUUUUUUUUUUUUCAUAACCGAUAUUUCGUUAAAGUGAAUCAAAUCGUUUAAUUUAGAUAAUUAAAAUUUGGCAUUUAUGAGGGUUGAGUCACCUAUAUAGGAGAAUUAAUCAUUCCGGAACCCUAAAUCGAAAGAAAUCUAGUUGUUUUUUUUUUGUAAAUUUACUGACUACAGAUUUCAUCACAAAUUAUUUCGUUGUUUUAGUGUAUACAGCCGACCGGUUGUUAUUACAGGUGCACAAAUAACAAACAACAGCGUGUUUGUUUUUUUAUUUUUUGUGCCGCUCAUAAAUUAAUUUUGACUAUCUUUCUUCGAAUUUAUAAAAGAAAAAAACAAUCCGGAUAUUUUUCCAUUCGUGAAAUUUGAUUUUUUUGUUUUAUUUCCCAUAUUUGAUUUGUUACACGACGCAUAGGAAAUCCGAUUAGGUACCUAUAUAAACAAUAACUCGACACAAUCAAAAGACAGAAUAACGAAAGAUUAAAAGGAAUUUUUUUCGAGGAUCUUAAACCGUAACUAUAUUACUAAAGUCUAUACCAUAAUAUAAUAUUGAUAUUCGAAAUGCAGGAUGAUUCUGCGUAGAGUUUUAAGCACCGUCAGACGUAGGACGAAUCGAACGAAUGUAAGACGGUCGGGGCAACCAGAGCCGCCCAGGUUCUGAAAAUGUCAUGGUGGGCUCUCUAUUUUAUAAACACAUAUACAGUUUUACCUAAAUCUUACCAUAUGUUAUUUUCUAUUUUUCUAUUUACUUUUUUUAUUUUUUUAUUUUUUUUUAAAUAUAUUCAUGUUGUUUCGUAUGUUAUGACAUUUUAAUAGUGAUUACCAAAAUCUACUCUUUUUCACUAUUAUCAAUAUCUAAAAAAAAAAACGUUUAUCUUUCUCAAUUCAACCGUUAAAAAUAAAAUUAGUAUUUUGAGGAUGGUACAUGAAAAAUAUUGAUUUUUUUUUUUUAUAUAUAUUAUGUGAACCAUGGUGGGCCGAGGGGACUGCGGUUCCAGAGUCCCCCUGUACACGGCGCCCCUGGGGGCAACCGUAUAUAUUAUGUCCGGCCGCGAUCGAAAAAUGUCGUCGGUGUUAGCGCCGCGGUUCAAAGUCGUUCGCGCGUAAUUAUGAAUCAGACCGGUCGCGCGCCGUCAUUGUUGCGGGUAUUGCGUAACGACUCGUGCGCCUCCGCGAGACGCAGUGGCGAUCGCGUUUCUCGAGCAUUCGCGUUUAUGAAUGCGCGUGGCCGACACGGUUCUCCGGGUGCGUAAAAUCGUGUGUGUAUGUGUGUGUGUGUGUGUGUGUGUGUGUAGUACGACGAUGUAUGUUACGGCGAUAUUAUUAUUAUUAUAGUACUGUUGUAGUACACGCCGCGUUAGGUGGCGGUUCAUUGAGAGCGAAAGACGGUGACGGCGGCGACGGCGGCGGCGGCCGCGUCGCUGCAUCCGCGAUCGGCCGGACGGGGGUGGCGGCGCGUGGUAUGCGGCGGCAACCGUCAAGGCCACCGCAGCCGCCACAGCGAAAGAAUCGUUCCUUUUUCCGUGCGCGACGACGACGACGACUCUCCUGUCUUUCCUUGCAGUGCACACCCGUCGUUACUCGGUCGUGUGUGCGUACACGUGUGCCCGUGUGCGUCCGUAACGAUAACGACGACGACCGCGACGACCGUACGAGCCCGCGGCGCGCCUGUACAUGUUUGUUUGCGCGUUUGUGUGCGUACAAACACAUUAAUGAACCGACCACCCAUAACACCCCUCGGCCGGCGGCCCGUCCCGCGGCCGUUAUCGUAAAAGUGAAAAAAAAAAACAAAUACGUACCGCCGACUCGUACGCACGCCCGCACGGACAGCGCGCGUACCUAUUACGAACGAUACCAAAAUAAUAACAAAUAGUACCGGCACUACUCUCUCCCGGGACGCGCACGACCGUUCCGCCGCGGUAACCGUUUCGGAACACCGCCUUUAUAUAGAAAACGUUCCCCGUUCGCCGCCGGUCGACGGUUUUCUUGCUUCGUCCGUCUAUUCUCCAUCCCGUAACCUGCCCGACGAGGAUUUGCAUUGUACAGAUCGAGGACCGUUUCCGACGCGAGCUCGCGGUCGUAGAUGGCCAAUAAUUACUCAAUCGUAUAUACGGUUUUAUUUUUACAGAGUCGGGCGAAUAUCCGACUGUCCUAGAGCGCUCGACCGUUUUUGCUUGUUUGUUUUCGUUUUUAAAUUGCGGUUGUACAAAGUCGGUAUAGAAAAUAUCUUCGGACCCGAAUAUUUCCCGCAGAGUUGAACCGUUAUCGUUUGGUUUUUAGUGUUGUGACGACGUUUUUCUGUUUCUCGUCCCGGUGACCACCCACCGCGAUACUUGCUGUUCGCUAACGACUGCAGCAGUAUAAUAGUCACGAAUACUCGUUGACGAAAAACGAUUCUGAGCGAGAUUUCGAUAAACUCGAUAAAUUUUUUUUAUUUUUAUUUGUAUGAUGUACAGACUCUUUUUGACAUGAAAUAACUAACCACAUAAUGCAGGAUAAUUUAAAUAAUUAUUUCUACCAUGAACUGGUGUAAAAGAAAAUUUAAACAAAUUCAUUCAGUUAUUAAAAUGACAACAAUACAAUGAUAACACGUUGGAUAAUAUUUUAAUCUUAUUAUAAGUCUCAUGAUUUGAAUGCACUUAUGAAUACAUAAAUUGUUGGAUUGGUUGGUGGGAUUUUUAGUUUUCAAGGUAGGUAAAUCUGAUUUUAAUUUAUUUACUUUCUACUUAUCAGUUGUUGGAGAACGCACCCUCACCCGAAUUUGUACAUAGGUAUAGGGGAUCUGUGAUACGGCGCAUCCCUCCGUUUGUACUUGUCUAUAGGUUGAACGGAUACACAAACAGGCCGCACCCAAACCCAUGACGGCUAUAAUAAUAAGUAUACACUUUACCAUAUUUUUCUCUUUAGUUUUCGUUAUUUAUUAUAACAUCUCACCGAUCGGCCGGCGAGUACGGGCUAUAUAGGUACUGCCGCGUAAUAUAACGUGGAGCCGACGACCACCGCCGUCCCGGGUGACUGCCGUAACGCUUCGGCGGGUAAACCGAAUUGAGAACGUACAACAAUAAUAACAAUAAUAAUAUACGUGUACAUAGAGUCGUUUAUAGAAAAAAACAAAUUAUAUACAUUUUAUUUUUAUUAUUAUCGUGUAUAAAACACGCGCACACAAACUCUUCUCUGUGUGUAUAUGUGUACUGUGGGCCUUGUGCUCUGCUUUGCCAUCACAACACUUCUUUCGUAAAAUACCGUCACCUAUAUAUAUAUAUAUAUAUAUAUAUAUAUAUAUAUAUAAUAAUAAUAUAAUAUAAACCUCCUCUCAUAAUACUAUUCCGGUGCGUGAUGGUAUUUUAUUCGGGAAAAAAAAAGUAUAAAAUAAACUCGCUCUUUCUCUCUGUUUGUCUCUCUCUCUCUCUCUUUUUCUCUCUCUCUCUCUGUCUCUCUCUCUCUAUCUGUCUCUGUCUCGUUAGUCGCGCGCGGUCGUCGUCAUCGUCACACAGCCGCGGCUACGACGACCGCGGCAGGUGGGUAGUGACUCGGUGCGGCGGCGUUUAGGUCCGCCGCCGCCGUUUCCGGCACACAAUAACACACAGAACGUCACCUAAACAAUACUAUUAUUACUGCAUGUAUUUAGUCCGAAUCUGUGGAAUUUUCGGUCGACUUCAAUAAUCCGACGGGCUUAAAAGCCCCGGAUCGAGAUAGUUGCGUGUGGGGGCGUAUUUAUAGCAAGGUGGGUCCCGUCGCUUAAUUUGUUUAAUGUAUUCUUAGGAAACAAGGUGUUAUUUGUGUAAAUCUAAUACUAAUAAGCGAGCGAAAAAAAAUAGAGUUCUCAAAUAUUCGAUUCAACUCGUAUAAUAUGCAGUCCAUGUGGGUCCCGGAGACGUUUAAAAUAACGAUGACGAAUAUUGUACAGAAGAACCAUUAUUAUCAUUUUUUUUUUUUUUUUUUUUUUUUUUUUUUUUGUAAUUUUUGAGCGGAAAUAGAAUGGACAAAAAUAAAAUCAUUGUGUCACAAUUUUUAAAAAAAGCCGAGUGAGAACAGGUCGAGGUGGUAGUAUACGAACAACGGCUGAACGUCGACAGGAUGGGAAACUAGGACUGUGAACUAAGGAGGGGAGGAGAGCUGCAGCCCCGGUUCGCGAGACGAAGGGGGCUCCACAAUGAAAACCGUAUAUUUUUCCACUUCAUUGGCGUAUAUUUUUUUUUUUUUUGGAUUCCGCGUGUAGCGAAGGAGAUAACAAUAGUAUAAUAUUAUGGUUUCAUGAAAACGCGGGAUUCGAAAUUGAAAAACAACUUUCCUUUCGCGGUUUGAAGGGGAAGAUAUUGUUAUUUCGCACGAUAUGCGCUUAACAAUAUUAUCGAGUUUAAUCGCGAAAAACGCUUAAUUGUACCGUAAUAAUUACAAUCGAGUAUGAUAAUAUUUUUGUUUAUAAUAACGAAUCUCAUCACGAGUGUGUUAUAAACAACGCGAGUAUGUGCGUGUGCGUGCUCGCGCGCGUUCGAGUUCAACGGGUUCGAUUUCGAUAUUGAAUAUUUCAAUUUACCUAAUGAACCAAUCGUUAUUAUAAUGCAUUAUAUACUAAUACAUAUUUGUAUUAUUAUUUAUUUUAUCCGAUAAAAUUAUCAAUAACUGCAUGUUAUACGCGGUAUACAGUCUUAUCGUGGGAGUUCGUGUACAGAAUAUAUAGAUAAAAGUAACAAGAAUAAUAUAAACGCUGAAUACCGGAUAUUAAAUCAUUAUUAAAACGUUCGAGUACUACGAGUAGCUCGGUUUUUCGUAAUGAAUUUACGAAUUUACGUGAAUUUCCGGGCGGACUUUUUACCCUGCAGAUUCUCGACAGUUUUUCGAUAAAAAAAAAUAAAAAAAAUAAUAAUAAUAAUAAUUGCCCGUCACGCCACUCUGUGCCGGUACGCCACUGGCGCGGACGACGAUCCGGCAAGACGGGUUCGCGUUUUGUUUUAUUCCGCCGGUUCGCGGUACAUUAUCCCAUAGGUAUACGAUAUUAAUAUACAAUAAUAUUAUACUGUUACGACAAUACGAUUUGUCGUACAAUACCCGCGCGUAAUUCGAGGGUAUAUAAUGUUAUGCGUAAUAAUAAUACAUUAUAAUGGUGACUAACGAUACACGUACCGAUUCGCGAAAACCGAACAACAAAAGCGCCGCCGCGGAAUCGUCCCGGAAACGCGGUUCCGGUUUUAUCGGCUGUAUCAUCGUCGCCGUAUCGCGGAUUAACGCCGCGGUCAUCUCCUGUGUAAUUAUUUUCGGGUUUUUUUUUUUUUUUCAUUUUUUCUCGUUUUCAUUAUAACGUAAUUAACGCGGCGUCGGCGGCGGUCGCCUCCGUGUCUGCGUGCCGCGCGCCCGUACUUAUUCGACGGUAGCGCAUGCGCGGCGGAAACCGUCUACGCCGCCGCCGUAUUAUUACCCGGCGACUUCCUAUUCCGUACGGCGACUCCGCCCCGCCACCGCCGCCGCCGCACGCCUAGCGGACAGUAGGUCGGACGCGCGAAUCGUGAUGAAUCCGCCGCUCUGUACCCGCAGUACGGGCAAUGUCGUUAUUUUUCUCAUUACCCGGACAAUUGAUAUUUCGCUCGCCGUCUACAGCGGUACACAUAUAUAUAUAUAUGUAUACACAUCAUAAUAUUAUUAUAGUCACCCUGCAACGGGGACCGUGGAUUUGGCUUCCGAUAUUGGGUGAACUACCUUAUCGAAAACUGAAUUGGCUGCCCCCCAAGGAACUGAAUAUCGAAUCGGAUCCCAAUGCAAUUUUGAACUAGCAGUUCUCAAAAUAUAAAAUGGUUCUAUAAUAAUAUAAAAGUGGCAAAAAGUACGUGAUUUGAAUAUUUUAUAACGACACGGUGCCAAAUAACCGCCGGGAAUUAUCUAACCGUUAAUUCGAUUCUUGCAAACAAAUGUUUAGGCCAAUGUAUUUUAAAAAUUAUUUUAAUGUGUAGUUGAAUUUAUUUCCGAACAAUGUUGAUAGACUUUGAAAUGUAAAAAUCGUGUUUUAAAUUAUUCUAACAUAAUUCAAUUAUUAUUUCGAAACAAUUUUUAUAACCAAUAGAUUUAUUAAAUAAAUGCAGAGGGAGCCAACUCAAUAUAUAAAUCUUGGGAGCCAAUUCUGCUCGUAAAAACGUCGAUUACCUGAAUUCGGGAGUCAAUUUAGUAGCUCCGCUUGCUACGCGCCGUUUUGAUCCCGCAAAGAUAUCGCGGCGAGGUUUUAUUGUUUUUCGAACGAGCAGCCGGAAACGCAUCACGGUUUUACAAUAAUAAUGUGUAUGGUUUUUUUUUUUUUUUUUAUGUCGGUAAACAACUUUUCUUCACCUAUACCGAAAAUUUGUAAUCCAAUCGAAUAUAAUUUUUCGUUUAAUUGAUGCAUCAUUUUUCGUUUACAAUUUUCGUCAACGUCCGCCCGUUAAUAAAGAACACAGUUCAAGUGAAUAUUAAAAUCUGUUCAGAAUUGUUUUAAGCAAUAGUUUAUCGUUGUAUACAUACCGAUGUAAUAAUUAAACUUCUAUAAAUCCUUUCCCAAAAUGAUGGCACACUCAUCGUGCAGUAUCGGCCUUAAAAAAAAAAAAUACAUUAAGGUAGUUAUUUUUCGAUGUUCAUCGUGGUUUUUUUUUUUAACAAUCGGGAAAAAAACCGGGAAAGUUUACUGCAAUAACGGAUUCGUUAUUUCGGAAUUUGUUUUUUUUUUUUUUUCAUAUUGGCCUUUUCUAGACGAGGUGAAAUUUUUUUCUCGACGCAUUUGACGUUUUUGAAUUUGUUUUAAGUGUUUAUUUGGCUCUAUAACACGCGGUUAAUUUUAUUUCGAUCAAACAGCUGGACGAAUUAACGCGGCGAAAUUCACUCGAUGGUUAAAAACAAAGUGUCGAUCGUAAUAUGUAGCGGUUUUUUUUUUUUUGUUCCUUCCGUUUAAAUCGAAAAACGGAAAACCUAUAUAUGGGCGCUCGGACGGGGUCGAGAUUUUUCGGCAUCUUCCGUAAUGACAGAUGCCAUAGGGGCAUCUGCUCUCUCCCCCGGACUUCAACAUUUCAAUGAUUUUAAUAAUUAGUUAACACAAUUUUCGUACUUUUCUGUGUUUGAUUUUAUUACGUUCCUUUCUGAAAAAUUUUCCCGCGUGCGCCCAUGCCUGUAUAUAAUAUUCAUUUGUUCGUCUGAAUUUUCCGCGCAGUUUCCGCAGUUCGCACGUCACGGAUCAUCACGAAGCCCGUAAUUUACCGCGUAUAUUCUAUUGUAAUAAUAAUAAUAAUAAUAAUAAUUAUCACUGUGUUAAUAAUAAUACGUUGGUCCCGAAGCCAGGUCGAGGCGAAACACGACAGCCGAGUGUGCGUGCGCGAUAUCGUGAACAAAAAAAAAAAAAAAUAAUAAUAAUAAUAAUAAUAAUAAUAAAAUCGUCCCCGUGUCGUGUGUCGUAUCCGGCGGUAACGUGCAUAAUAUUAUCGUCGGCAGCGGCGGUUGUAUUCUGUACAUGUCAUUAUAUUUUGUCGCGUUAUAUUAAUAUUAUGUUAACGUGCCAAUAAUAUAUAGGUGUGUUUUGGCGAUGCAAUUUUGAGUGACCUGUAGCUGGUUACUAGUUUAAGUGAACAAACUGCUUCGGCGACAUUGUUCACUAUUUAAUAAAUUGUUUGAUAGUUAAAUGCUUUUUAUUCGGUGACCGGGUUGCCGGAAUCAGCAAACAUUUGAAAACUGUAUGCAUUUACUGUCCUUAGUUACUGAUAAUCCACUGGAAACGACUAUCGUUCCAUCAUUCCGUUCAUUUAAUGAUAAUUUUUACGUGUUUCAGUAUUUUUGAAUUAGAAAAAUACAAAUGUCAUGCGUUGUAAAUAUUUAUUUAUGACAAUGUCAUACGACAGAAAUAGCAUUGAAAAUGGUAGAUUUACAAUUUACAACGACCCCUUGUAAUUUUUCGAUUGAAUCAUUUUUUUUUUGGUAGAAAACAUCGUCCGUGUUUUUACAAAAUAAUGAAAUCGUGAAAUUGUACGUUUCCCUACGUUUUUUCCCACUUAAGUGCUUUUAUUUAAAAAAAUGGCUCGAAAAUCAAAAAAUGAGCUCUUUUUAAGUACCUUUUAGAUAACUUGAGUUUUCAGAAAAGUUGAUUCACGUAAAGCUUACUAGGAGAAAACGUGUCUACAGACUAGAACAAAAAAAAAAGAAAUAAACAAUAUUGUAAAAUCAAUAGUUCUCUGGCUACGCUCGGAAUCUAAAAUAUAUGCAUUAUAUUUACCGUAGUUUUACAUUUUGUAAUUAGUAUUAUUAUUAAUUUUUUUUUUUUUAACGACUGGAUCAAACAACACUAUAUAUUAUUAUAUUAUUUUUAUCGUAUUGACGUUAUCAUAAUAAUAAUAGUAUAAUCAAUAUUAUACUGACAAUACUGUUUUCCCCUUAUCGCCUAUUGUGAUUUCGCUUAGGGUUUAACGACGAUAAAAGCAGUAAUAAUAUUUGUGUAAUUCACUAUUGUGCGUUAUUCGUACGGUUUUUGUUAUAUAUCGGCCGGGAUACGAUUCAGUAUUAGAUUGCUUCAUGGCCGUAGGAUUUGACGGUAUUUAUGACAUCGUUCUUAUCAUCUUCAUCAUAAUCAGUUUCUAAAGGCAGAGUGUUGUCGUUGUAACCAAAUUUCUCUAUCACACACCGAAUUCUUCAGGUGUUGGUAUGAAGUAAAGCCCAUUCGGUGUUUGGUGUCUUGAAGUACAUGAUGAUUGUCUGAAUUUUCCUUUUGAACGUUUUCCCAUAAUCUUCCCAUCCAAGAUAUUAGUAAUAAAAUCGUUGUUUCUUGUCCGAUAAGCUUUACUUUCUUUUUCAUAAUAGUAGUAAAAAUGUUUUUUUCCUCGCCCAUUUCCUGCAAGACGGUGUCGUUUCUUUUCCUUCCUGUCCACUUUGUCCUCAUUGUUGUUCUCUGAAUCUACGUCUCUAUCGCUUCCAACAUUUCUUUUUCAUAGUUAUUUAUGUUCUACGUUACACAUCCAUAAUGUAGAAUACUUCAGAUACAUUAACAUCAUUCUAGUUCGCGUCUAUUAUACGCAACUGCGGAUUCGCAUUUUUAGUAGGUAGGUAGCUGAUUAACCCGACCCGUAACCUAUAUAGAGGCGUGUGACGAUCGUUUUUUGAUUUUAAGAUGGCGGUGGUUAGUGACCGUGUAUUCUGAAAUAUAUUAUAUAAUAUGCCAUAAAACAUUGAAAAACUUGUCUUUUUCGUAAACCCGUGUUGAUGAUUUUUCUAUUUGGCAAACGAAUAUAUAAAAACUGCAUUUUUCGCUGCUCCAUUUUCUCGCCGCACCACCACCACACUACAUCGGUGUGCAAUCUGCCUUACUCGUAUUAUAAUGGACAGUGACCUAAAUACAAAUUAAACGUCUUAAUUCGUAAAUACAUAGUUGUAACGCGCCGUAAUUGAAAUAAUUAAAUAACUAGUAUUUCAGUGGUGUUUUAAGUUCUGAGUGUGGUGAAUAAAAAAAAUAUAUUAUGUACAACAUACGUUUUUUACAUAAAUCAAUCAUUUGAUUGUGUGGCAUACAUUAUUGUAAUACAAGUGGGGGAAAAUUUUGUAACUAGCAAAACGUCGAUGCGUGCGAUGUGAGUGGUCUUGAAUUAAGGGCGAAAUUACUCGUAUCUGUACAACGGUUUUGUAAUAUUACUGUUGAUUAUACGAAGGAAUGAUAUUUUGCGAUAUUAUAUAAAGUUUUGACAAUCGCCGGUGGAACGCAACCUCUAUACAGAGUGCACGGGACUUGGGUGUGGACUGGUAAAAAGGGAAUGGGAUGCUAUACUUAAUCUUAAGGCAAGUAUUAUAAACAAUUAUAGUAAUGAAACGCGGUAAAAAUUUACUUCAAUUUCUCAUUAAAAAUUGACUUCGAACUUCGGAAGUUGGGAAUGUAGGUAUAAGAUAUACUAUCUAUACAUAUUAUGGCGUACCUUUAGCGCAAACGAAAAACGUCUCCGAUGUAAUAAGUUCAGUUCAGUAUGUUUUGACGAUUUUCAAUUGAAAAUCGCGUAUUAUUUUGCAACUACAAAAUAAAUUAAAAAGAAAAGAAAAAAUUCUAAAAUUUCCAAUAUUUUUAAAGUAUUUUGCCAUAACCCCCCCUCCCUCUCGUAAAUCCACUACUGGGCGGACCGUCAAAAUACCGUUGAUUCGUCUAUGCUACCCGUCUAUAUUGUGCUAUCAAUUGUAUUGUUAUUGUUACCCGUCCUAACGCGUACUUACCAAUGCGUUAUCGUUAAGGCGGCGCGUCACGUUGCUUAGUACCUAUAUUAACAUAGUAAUUGUGUGUCGUGUUUGUGCACAGGCAACUUCCACAGCAGCAAAUCGUUCGACCGCGGUAUAUCGGGCAGAGUGGACUCCUUGAGAGCCUCCACAGAAAAGCCGGCAUCGAGAUUCGGCCUGUCCCCAGACGUAGAUGACGACGAGGACCGUUUCCCCGAAGCCAAAGCUGUCCCGGAAAAGUAUACUGUGAAUGGACCACAAGGAACCCGAACAUCCUAUAGGGAUGUUCUGGUAACCGAUGCACCCAGAACGAAAUACAUCACCAAAUGUUAUGAUCACAUUCCACGAAGAGCCCGAUCCAUAGGAAACAGAUUUCUCAUACAGCCUCCAUUUCAGUUCACAAAAUUGAAACCGACCAAAGGAGAAGAGCGUCCUGUAAAAUCUCUUCUCGAAAAAAUGUAUCCAAUACUGUCCGAAAUCCACGUCCCCGAAGAUUUUCCCGCCCAUCUCGCGGUAACGACAGCGACCAUCAACAAAGUUCCGAUAAUGUCUCCUUCACACGUUGCAAAAGUGACACCUGGCGAAUUUAAAGAGGCUUCCGUAGAAUUUCCUACCCAUUUCGAGGUAGUGACACCUGCACCAGUAGUCGAUGGCUUCCCCGUAAGAUUCCCGGCCUAUCUCGCUAAAGCAACUCCGACCGAAGACGCCAAAGGUGUCAAGACUGUUACACCCAUUGACACUAACAACAUUUCUACAGUCAAUGUUCAUACCGGGGUGGCCGACUCAGAUGACCUCCCGGUGGUGGUGCACGACAACGGACCCGGACAAGUGUUCAAAAUGGCGUUCAACAAGAAUGACCCGAUUAUAGCUUUGCUUAAGGAUCCGAAAGUAUUCAAGGAUUAUGUACGGGUGUCGGUGGAUCUGGCAAACGUGUUGCCUGAAAUGAUCGAGCAGAUGGACGUGUUGACGAAGCGGUGCUUACAUAUAUCCUGGGAAAGCGAAAACGUUCUGGUCUUGGUCAAGUCCAAACCCAUGGCGAACGGCGAGUGUAUGAGAUACACGGCGCCUAUGAGCAUGGCCGAAGAGUUGAAUUACACCAGACAGCGGUGGGCCGACCGCCAGUUAAAGCAUUAA
Messenger RNA from Cinara cedri, 20712 nucleotides. The record is from the annotation of a GenBank genome assembly. Lineage: Eukaryota; Metazoa; Arthropoda; Insecta; Hemiptera; Aphididae.